Messenger RNA from Panicum virgatum (switchgrass), 1691 nucleotides. RefSeq lists its product as uncharacterized. The transcript has 3 exons. The record is from RefSeq and is a predicted model, not a curated record. Bases 1 to 606 code for a protein of 201 amino acids. NCBI's taxonomy places the organism in Eukaryota, Viridiplantae, Streptophyta, Magnoliopsida, Poales, Poaceae.
AUGGGGCGGAGGUUGAGGGAUGGAGGACGCGCGCCGGGGAGGGAGGACGCACGCGCCGCCGGCCACCUCCGCGUGUCCGCCCCGCGCUCCAGCGAGAAGCGCCGCAUCAUCCAUCGCCCCCCGGGCUUCGUCGGCAGCUGCAGAGGGAAGCGCCCCACGCGGGGGCGCCCGUACGGACGCAGCACGCACGCAUCACGUCGUCCGAACCUCGCCCCAUCCAACAAAGGGACAGGUCACAGGCGCCGCCCGUCUGCUCUGCUCUUCGGCAAGCAUCUACACCCUUCGACCGUCGCCGGCGUACUGGCCAGCGUCUUCCUCGGCGCGACCCCGGCCGCGGCCGCCGUCGUCUGGGGCGGCGACCUGGGCAUGGCCGGGUUCUUCGGGUACGGCCUCGGCGUGGAGGCGCGCUACAGGCAGCUCCUGGCCAUCAGAAGGGCGGAGCCUCGUACGGCGAAGGACGCCUCCGGGUUGCUGGACGGACGAGCGGGACAAGGAGGACGCCUGCUCAGCUCACAUCGACGCCGCCGCCAGUCGCUGCCUCGCUUGCGUUGUGCCACGGCCGUCGAGGCGGCCGAGGUGCACCUGUUGAAGCUGAGAAAUGCAUAGAGGAUCGUAAGCUAGCUACCUGCGAUGGGGCCAGCCCGUGACGCCGCCGCUCUCCUCGCCCUCUGCUGCUGCCUCGGACUCGCGCUGCCGAGCCUGCAGCGCCACGCCGCGGCGCAGCAGCUGCAGGCGGACAGCCUACGUGACCUGCGACGGGGCCAGCCCGUGACGCCGCCGCUCUCCUCGCCGACGGCCGCCGCCAACGCGUUCCGGCACCCAUCCGUCGUCUGCAUCUCCACUUCCGCUUCCGCAUCGGACUCCACCUCAGCUCGUGUCCUGAUGGACCGGAUUUGGAAGGACAUUGAAGUUCUAAUCCAAAUCCAAAGCGUACUCCCGGUGGCGGGGAUUGGGGGACGAGGUCGGGAUGGAGCUGUGUGUGUGAUGAAUCGAAGUUUGGGGGCUUGGAGACGCUGAAUCGAACCGGCGACCGAGCAUCUAUUGCAAAGUAACAAUGGUGGAGCUUCCCGGACUUCAGCUUGUGGGAGAGGGUCGAGGGAACGCAGAGGCGGAGUUCGGCGCGUGCAGAGCAACAGCAGGCGGUGCUUGCUGGGCAGCGAUGGCGGCUGCGGUUGCACGACGCGGCGCUGGUCACGCCAGUAGCUAGACCGAGGGAGGCGGCGGUUGGAGCAGAGAUGAAGCACGGGAGCGCGGUCGACCGGCGCUCCCGGCUGGCUGGCCGGCGACGCGCAGCUCGGAGCGGUUGCGGCUGGCGGCAACAGCGGUUGGGGGCGCUGGGGCUGGACCGCGGCAGCGCUGUUCUGUAGCUUGGCCUUGCCGGCGAGAAGCAGUGGCCGGCCGCGGUGCUGCUCGAUGAUUGCGCGGCGAGCGAUGCUACGGCGAACGGGGCUCCUCGGCAGCCGCGCGCUGGGGUCCCUCGACGGCAGCGCGGAGGUGCGGCGACGACCGACGAGCUCCCACGGCGGCGUGGAGGUGCGCCAGGCGUGGCGCGGACGAGCAUGCCUGCCGACGGAAGGAAGGGAAAAAGUUGCUUUUGAUGACAUAGGGGACCCACCGUGCAGUUGAUAUAAGUGGGAGAUUUAGAUAGGCUGUUGGUUUUUCACCUUUUGAAAAGCAAGCUAAAUGAGUAG